CGAUCAAUUAAAAUGCCCUAAGAUAACUAAAAGCUAAAGUAUUGAAGCACUUCCUUAGACAUGGCAGAAGGGUGGGUAUUGGUACACUCAACAUCUUCGUUUUUUUCAGUUUUUCUUCCUGGAAUCCCUUCCCCAAUUCUUAUUUCAUUUAUUAUUCAUCAACGAAGAGAUGCUUGGAUACCUGCUAGCUUAACAGUACCUGCUAGCUUAGCCGGCGACGGACGACUUGGAGAAGCUCUGAAUCGCGAUGUACUCUUCUCGAGCUCAGGUUUCAUCAGCUUCUUCCAUCUUUUUCACUAUCUAAGUCGGGUAAUACAUGACUCACGUCUUCUUGUAUUCCAUGAAUUUUCUCGUUUGGACCUUCCAGGGUUUUGAACCCUAGACUUUUAAAUUUUUUCUUAAUAUUUGUGCCCGUUCUUAGAUUUCUACGCAGUGUAUCAUUUGUGGUCUCCCCUGAUUUUCUCUCUUUAUUCAUUCAUGGAUGGCUUUAUUAAAGUUGGGUUUAGAAAUUCAAAGGUUAUACAUAUCAGAAUUUUGUCAGUUGUUUAUUGUUUAGUGCAACCUUGUUUUUGCUCUCUGCUUUUUAGGAGCUUGCUCUAUAAAUCUUCUAUGGGUUAAUCAAGUUCAAGAAGGAUAAGAGCAACCAUACGUUAGUUCUGCACAAAAAGUGUUCGAAGAAAUGUCUAAACUAGAAAAGCGGGUGCUCCAAUGGGUUCUUAUACGAAACAGUAUGUAUGGUUAGUUGUUUCAAAGAUAUAAGAAAUUCUUCCGGCAUAUGGAGAUGAAAAGAAUGGAACUGGAUAAUGGAAGGUCUCGCCUUACAAAACUAGAUGAGAAAUUGGCAUGGAUGCCUCAAAGGAUGAGAAAUCUAUAUACUACCUCCGUCCCAGGGACAAGUUCCCACUUUCCUUUUUUGGCAGUCCCAACAAAAAGUUCCUAUUUCCCUAAAUGGAAAGUUAUCCUACAUCAAAACUGUCACGCCCCGGACCUACCCGGACACGUCAACAACCCGCCGUACAGUACGAAUAGUCAACCGCAGUCCAACUCGUCCAUACUAUACAAGGCGUCUUGAAUACCAUUCACAAUAGUACAUCCAUAAACAAUCAUAAUGUAAAAUAAUUAAUUAAAGCAGCGGAAACAUUAAUAUAAUAUCCGAGCCACACGUGGCAAACACGGGCAUACAAGCCCCAAAUAAAUAUUCAAA
Molecule: messenger RNA, 1204 nt
Organism: Cuscuta epithymum
Lineage: Eukaryota; Viridiplantae; Streptophyta; Magnoliopsida; Solanales; Convolvulaceae
Source: the annotation of a GenBank genome assembly